Messenger RNA from Nycticebus coucang (slow loris), 667 nucleotides. Its product is annotated as ubiquitin-conjugating enzyme E2 N. NCBI's taxonomy places the organism in Eukaryota, Metazoa, Chordata, Mammalia, Primates, Lorisidae. The record is from RefSeq and is a predicted model, not a curated record. The transcript has a single exon. The coding region runs from base 58 to 516 and encodes 152 amino acids.
GCGUGAGGCAAGCGGAGCCUGAGACGAGACCAGAGGCCGAACUCGGGAUCUGACAAGAUGGCCGGGCUGCCCCGCAGGAUUAUCAAGGAAACCCAGCGUUUGCUGGCGGAACCAGUUCCUGGCAUUAAAGCAGAACCAGAUGAGAGCAACGCCCGUUAUUUUCAUGUGGUUAUUGCUGGCCCCCAAGAUUCCCCCUUUGAGGGAGGGACUUUUAAACUCGAACUAUUCCUUCCAGAAGAAUACCCAAUGGCAGCUCCUAAAGUACGUUUCAUGACCAAAAUUUAUCAUCCUAAUGUAGACAAGUUGGGAAGAAUAUGUUUAGAUAUUUUGAAAGAUAAAUGGUCCCCAGCACUGCAGAUCCGCACAGUUCUGCUAUCCAUCCAGGCUUUGUUAAGUGCUCCCAAUCCAGAUGAUCCAUUAGCGAAUGAUGUAGCGGAGCAGUGGAAGACCAACGAAGCCCAAGCCAUAGAAACAGCUAGAGCAUGGACUAGGCUAUAUGCCAUGAAUAAUAUUUAAAUCGAUCCGAUCAUCAAGUGUGCAUCACUUCUCCUGUUCUGCCAAGAUUCUUCCUUUUUUGUUUGCAUUUAAUGGACACAGUCUUAGAAACAUUACAGAAUAAAAGCCCAGACAUCUUCAGUCCUUUGGUGAUUAAAUGCACAUUAGCAAA